Messenger RNA from Boeremia exigua, 1443 nucleotides. RefSeq names its product major facilitator superfamily domain-containing protein. The transcript has 4 exons. Lineage: Eukaryota; Fungi; Ascomycota; Dothideomycetes; Pleosporales; Didymellaceae. Bases 1 to 1443 code for a protein of 480 amino acids. Gene Ontology annotation, cellular component: plasma membrane. The record is from RefSeq and is a predicted model, not a curated record. Gene Ontology annotation, biological process: transmembrane transport. Gene Ontology annotation, molecular function: transmembrane transporter activity.
AUGGCAAUGGGCGAGAAAGCAGCGGUCGAGGUAGCCGCGCAAGACUGCGGCAGCAAUGAGGCUGGUGUAGUCAGCGUUGCGCUACCAAAGCAGAACUACCUGCUCAGAAUGGACUUCCGUCUCAUCCCUGUCCUAGGAUGCACAUACACUGUCCUCUUCCUGGACAGAACUAAUAUCGCGAAUGCCAGGAUUGAAGGACUGGAGAAAGGCCUCAACAUGCCGUCUAACGGCUAUAACACAGCCUUAUGGAUUUUCUUCAUACCUUUCAUUCUGAUCGAAGUUCCUAGCAAUUUGAUCAUGGGGCUGCCUCGCGUGCGACCAAACAUCUUUCUGGGUGUCAACAUGUUUCUCCUUGGUAUUGUGGCUACUUGCCAAGGUCUGACUCAGUCGUAUGGUGGGCUGCUCGCGCUGCGGUUCCUAAUGGGGAUAUUUGAAGCUACGCUACCGGCUGGGGCUGCGUUCCUGAUCAAUGAGUACUAUACUCGAGCGCAGAUGUCACUUCGAUUCGCGUGCUUCUUCUGCUUUGGGACUCUGGGGCCUUGCAUCAGCGGCAUACUAGCUUAUGGCAUCCGUAAUAUGCACGGUAUUGCUGGGCUAGAGGGAUUCAGAUGGAUCUUCAUUGUUGAAGGCCUCGGUACCAUCCUCAUCUCAGCCUUUGUAUUCGCGUUCGUGCCUGACUUUCCCGAACGCACUAAGAUCUUAAGUACCACAGAACGGGAGCAUCUCCUUGCGGUACUUCAGCAAGACAAGGGGGAUCAGAAAUUGGACCUCAGAAAAGUGGAAUGGGCCAGGACUUUGACCGACUAUAAGAUCUGGUUCCCGACUAUGAUAUUCUUUUGUUGCGAUAUGACAGCAGCGUCAAUAUCUUCCUUUACUCCCACGAUCUUGACCGAACUCGGUUGGACGGCCGCAAAAUCGCAGGCCAUGUCUGUGCCUGUAUGGCUCACCGGAAUGCUCUUCCAAGUCACCGGCGCUUUCUUGAGCUGUCGAACCGGCUGGCGUUUUCCCUUCAUCCUCUUUGGUGUGCUCUGCGCAACGUGUGGAUGGGCCAUCCAGAUCGCGUACUCCGAGCAAGGCAAUGUGUCCGCUGCCGUGCGCUACUUUAGCCUAUUUUGUAUGAGCGGCGGCACAUUCUUGCAGAUGACCAUGUCCACAGCAUGGAUGUCGAACAAUCUGCGCGGACGUGCUAGUGUCGCUGUCGGUACUGCCAUCGUCUUAGGAUUCGGCAAUUGCGCCAACUUUGUGGCGACAAACGUGUUCAUCAAGGCCCAAGCACCUUACUAUCCAACUGCUUUCAGGACAGGUCUAGUAAUCACAGUGGCAGGCGGUGGCUUCUGCCUGAUCUAUGCAGGGCUGUUAUGGCGUCACAACCAGAAAUUGGCAAGAGAACGGCGACAAGACGGUGGCGAAGAUGAUCAAAGAAAGUACAUGUACCAACUUUAA